AUGUCAGAUCGUUUUGUGGAAUUAACAGACAUCCUAACCUUGUCCCAAGUAUAUAAAAAAGGUGGAUUUGAUUAUCGGAUCCCAGAAAGAUUUAAACAUGAUAUAAGUUUUUCUCACAAUAAAACUUUUAAUGAUAAGAUAUCUUUAAUCAAAGAAGACAUUACGAAAUUGAAAAUUGACUCAAUUGUUAAUGCUGCAAAUGAGUUUCUCAUGGGAGGAGGAGGAGUUGAUGGGGCGAUUCACAGAGCUGCAGGGCCAGGAUUAAGGGGUGAAUGUCGGGAGUUGGGAGGUUGUCCAACUGGUGAUGCUAAAAUAACAAAAGGUUAUGAUUUACCAGCAAAAUAUAUUAUUCAUACUGUUGGGCCUGUAGGAGAACACGAAGAACUUCUCAAUAGUGCUUAUAGACGAUCAUUAGAAGUUAUGAUUGACAACAACCUUAAGAGUAUAGCAUUUUCAAAUAUAAGCACAGGUGUUUAUGGAUAUCCUCGUGUUGGUGCUGCACAAGUGGCUAUGAAAACAAUUAGAAAAUGGAUGGAUGAUUUUGAACAUAUUGAAAAGAUUGAUAGAAUAAUCUUUUGUGUUUUUGAGGAAAGUAAUAGAAAAAUAUACGAGGGAUUAUUGCCUUUAUACUUUCCACCACCACCUGAAGGUAGUGAUAAUGAUGCUGAUAUAUUAGAAAAACAAGAAAAAGAGAAUGAUGCUGGUACAGCAGAGAAACAAGAAGAGGUGAAUGAAGCUGAUACAGCGGAGAAACAAGAAAAGGUGAAUGAAGCCGAUACAGUGGAGAAACAAGAAAAGGAGAAUGAAGCCGAUACAGUGGAGAAACAAGAAAAGGAGAAUGAAGCUGAUAAAAUGGAGGAACAAGAAAAGGAGAAUGAAGCUGAUACAAUGGAUGAACAAGAAAAAGAGAAUGAUGUUGAUUCAGGAGAGGAACAAGAACAAAGUAACAAAGCUGAUAAAAUGGAGGAACAAGAACAAAGUAACAAAGAUGAUAAAAUGGAGGAACAAGAACAAAGUAACAAAGAUGAUAAAAUGGAGGAACAAGAACAAAGUAACAAAGAUGAUAAAAUGGAGGAGGAACCAGAACAAAGUAACAAAGAUGAUAAAAUGGAGGAGGAAUCAGAACAAAGUAACAAGGUUGAUACAGUGGAGAAACAACAAAAAGAGAAUGAAACUAUUAACGAAAUUAAGCAAGAAAAUGAUGAUGAAACUAUUGAAAAUAAACAAGAAGAAAUUAAAUCAUGA
Entrophospora sp. SA101 is the source of this 1245-nucleotide messenger RNA. The record is from the annotation of a GenBank genome assembly. Lineage: Eukaryota; Fungi; Glomeromycota; Glomeromycetes; Entrophosporales; Entrophosporaceae.